Messenger RNA from Nothobranchius furzeri (turquoise killifish), 6852 nucleotides. Lineage: Eukaryota; Metazoa; Chordata; Actinopteri; Cyprinodontiformes; Nothobranchiidae. The record is from RefSeq and is a predicted model, not a curated record.
AGUCUAACAGGACAGGACCUUCUCUUAGCCCAACUCCCUGUUGAAGUGUUUAUUACUCGUUUUGAUACACUAUGCACAUCUGUUUUGGAUGAUGUUGAUUAGGAAAGGAGGGCAUAGGGCAGAGCUGGGGAUGUCUGAUGAGACCCAGGCCUUCAGGCAGGCCUGCAAGAGAGCUGAGCGAAAGUGGAAGCAAGACAAACUUCAUGUGUCCAAUGAAAUUUAUAAAAAGUCACACUUUUUGAUUACCAGGAAGUGGUAUGACAGGCUAGGAUCAGAUACUAUGCCAACAUUGUGGAAUCAAAUUCUCAUGACCCACGCACUCUCUUUAAGGUGAUUGAUUCAGUACUGGAAAUGGCAACUUCUGCCUCCAGGUCCACGGCUGCGAUGGCCGGGACAUGUGAAGAUUUUCUUCACUACUUUGUGGACAAGAUAGUGAUGAUUCGGGCUGCUACUGCAGGCCGCACUCCUGUUUUUGGUGGCACCUAUUCCAUUUAGGGCAAACCUGCCAGCCUUCCAAACUAUAUCUAGGACAGAGUUAGAGGAACUCAUUUCUAAGCAAAAACCUUCUGAUUCCCCUUAUGAUGCUCUUCCCCCAAGGAUGCUUAAGGAGGCUUUUUCUGUUCUGAGCCCUUAUAUACUGGUUAUCUUAAAUACCAGUCUGGCCUCUUGUGUGGUUCCCCUUACUUUUAAGAGGGCUGUUGUACGACCGCUGCUGAAAAAGAAGGAAAUGGAGGAAACUGUGUUAGCCAAUUACAGACCUAUCUCACAUCUACCUUACAUAUCUAAGCUGCGUGAGAGGGUUGUAUAUUGGUUGCAUUUUUAGACACUCACACACUCUGGGAGAUCUUUUCAGUCAGGGUUCAGAGCAGGUCACAGUACCGAGACUGCACUUUUCAUAAUGUUUUUUUUAGCUUGUGAUGGGGGGGGGGGAUGCUGUCAUUCUUUUGAUGUUAGAUUUGUCUGCGGCCUUCAACACAGUUGAUCAUGACAUACUUUUGGAUCGGCUACAACAUUGGGUGGGAAUUACCGGUGCAGCCCUACAAUGGCUACAGUCCUACUUAUCCAACAGGAGUUUUUGUGUCAGUGUAGGUGAAACCUCCUCGACCUGGGUGGGAUUCAAGUGGGGUGUGCCACAGGGGUCUGUACUGGGUCCGCUUCUUUUUGCCAUUUACUUAUCGUUGGGGAAUCCUCUUCGGUGGUUCGGCAUGCGUUUUCAUUUUUAUGCUGACGACUGUCAGAUCUACCUCCCCCUUCAGCGGGGGUCGAUGGGUCAAUAUCAAAGCUUGUAGAUGCCUUAGAAGAUGUGCGCUCCUGGAUGGCUACAAACUUUUUACAUCUGAAUGACGCUAAGAUUGAAGUAAUUGUACUUAGCCCUGCCAUGUCUACACGCCCAUGCGAUGCUGUGAAUCUGGGCCCUUUAGCAUCUAACAUGAAGACCACCAUCCGAAAUUUGGGAGUGCAACUGGACUCAGCCCUUAAAUUCGACGCGCAAAUGAACUAGGUUGUGCGAUCGUGUUUUUUUAACUUACGCCGACUAGCCAGAAUUAAGCCCCUGCUGUCCAGAGUACAUCUAGAGACUGUCACACAUGCUUUUGUUCUUUCAAGGCUCGACUACUGCAAUGCACUGUAUGCCGGCCUUAGUCAGGGUGCGGUAGCACACUUGCAGUUAGUACAAAACUCAGCCGCUAGGUUCGUGACAGGCACUAGGUGCAGGGAAUAUAUCACCCCUGUGUUGGCAUCCCUUCAUUGGCUACCUGUGCAAUACAGGGCAAAAUUCAAGGUCUUGGUACUGGGCAAUACAGGGCCUUACAAGGAACUGCUCCAGCAUGUCUUGGCAACCAUUUGCAUGGACAUGCCCCCUCGCGGGCCCUUCGCUCAGCCGGCAGGGAGCUGUUGAUCAUUUCACGCACUAAGUGCAGGUCACGGGGGGACCGUGCGUUCUCGGUGUUGGCACCUGCACUUUGGAACCAGUUGCCUUUGGUGGUGCGUCAGUCAACCUCAUUGGGGUUUUUUAAGACUCGCCUUAAGACCCAUUUUUUUGUCAAGGCAUUCCAGGAUUUGCCAAUUUUACCCGGUUUCGAUGCCCCGACCUCUUAAUCUUUUUCUGGAGUUUAUUUUUUGCUUUUACUGGUGUCACAGGGUGUUUCUCAAGGUCAAGGCGUCUGGCCUAGCAAGACGACGUCUUGCUAGGACUGGCGCCUUGCUUACGAGGACACUGUCCUAAUUGGUCAAAGAAAAUGGUUAAAUGGAACAGACCUACAUCAUGUGACCACUGCUUCAUGCCUUGGUGGUUCCUGAUGAUGUAUCUCCUAGGCAACUGGGGUGGAACAAGGGCAUCAAAGCGAGGUUCCUUGACAUUGAGAAACACCCUCAAUCUAGUUCUGUUGGCAACACAAUCAUGGGGAAGACUGAUGAUUUGGCAGUUGUCUAAAAGAUGACCACUGACGUCUUGCACAAGGAGGGCAAGACACAAAAGGUCAUUGCUAAAGAGGCUGGCUGUUCACAGAGCUCUGUGUCCAAGCACAUUAUUAGAGAGGCGAAGGGAAGGACGAGAUGUGGUAGAAAAAAGUGUACAUGCAAUAGAGAUAACUGCAACUUGGAGAGGAUUGUGAAACUAAACCCAUCCAAAAUGUGGGGGAGAUUCACAAAGAGUGGACUGCAGCUGGAGUCAGUGCUUCAAGAACCACCACACAGACGCAAAACAGGUUUCAGCUCUCACAUUCCUCAUGUUAAGCCACUCUUGAACAAGAGACAGCAUCAGAAGUGUCUCACCUGGGCUAAAGACACAAAGAACUGGAGUGCUGCUGAGAGGUCCAAAGUUAUGCUCUCUGAAAAAAUUUCCAUUUCCUAUAGAAAUCAAGGUCCCCGAGUCUGGAUGAGAGGAGAGGCAGAUAAUCCAUGUUGCUUGAGGUCCAGUGUAAAAUUUCACAGUCAGUGAUGGUUUGGAGUGCCAUGACAUCUGCUGGUGUUGGUCCAUUGUGUUUUCUGAGGUCUAAGAUCAAAGCAGCCGUCUACCAGGAAGUGUAAAGAGCACCUCAUGCUUCCUGCUGCUGACCAAUUUUAUGGAGAUGCAGACUUGGUGACAGGGCCUGGCAUCUGCACACAGUGCCAAAGCUACCUAUACCUGGUUUAAGGACCAUUGUAUCCCUGUUCUUGAUUGGCCAGCAUACUCAUCUGAUCUUAAUCCCAUAGAACAUCUAUGGGCUACAGUGGAGAGCAGCGAUGGGACGUUCACGAAUAAAUCAAAUCUUUUGAACUGGUUUUCAAAGUGAACAAUGAGCGCCAAGUUAUUGUUGAGAACCAUUCAUCCUGUCCACGAAUAAUGUGGGAUUUUCAUUAGUUGUCAGUUAAAAUCAUCAAAAUUUUAAGAAAUAAACAUUUGAAAUAUAUCAGUCUGUGUGUAAUGAGUAAGUCUAAUGUACAAGUUUCACUUUUUGAAUGGAAUUACUCAAAUAAAUCUAAUUUCUAUUCUAAUUUUAUGACCAGCACCUGUAAGUCACUGUUAACCUGGCAAGCCAUCCUGUAGAACAAAAUCUAUCUCUAUUGCUACGGGUUAAGUCACUGCUGCUCUCUUGGCCAGUUCUGGAAAGCUAGAAAUUUCUGCUAAAUUGCGUCAUCCUGGAAAGCACAAAUUUCAAUAGAUUGCUGAGUUUAACACGCGUGCUAGCUAAGCUCUCUCUCUCUCUCUCUCUCUGUGUGUGUGUGUGUGUGUGUGGUGCUGCCCAACUUGCAUUUUCAAAUGUCAGAAAGAGAGAGGGCAGCUCUGCUUUAAUCUCCUGAUUUCUGCCAGUCUGAGACACUGACCUUCACUUAUGGAUGGAGACUAUUUUUAGAUGACCUGAAUCAUGAUGACUCUCUAACUUUUAUCUGAGGUGCCAGAGUCAAUAUUUGUCAAGAUAUUUUUGCAAUCCUGGCACUAGUGAACUGUUAGGACUGUCAGUUUCUACAAAAGGUAUUUUUCUUCCAGUCUCUGACUUUUGCUGAUAAACUUAUUUUUUUAAUUUAUGUCUUAGUUAACAUUUAAGUAUCUCAAUUGUGUGUGUGUGUGUGUGUGUGUGUGUGUGUACACUUGUCUUUAUAUGUUUAAGUGGACACAUUUUAACUUUAACCUGUAGUGUGUGGACAUUUUUCUGGUCCACACAAGGCUCAACACCCUAAAACGUGGUUUCAGAGGUAUUAACUUUAGGUUAGUUUAAGUUUAGGUUAGGGAUGGAACCCCAUUGGCUAUGGUUAGGGUAUGUAUGGAGUGGAGUCACUAAAAUGAAUGGUGUGACUGACUCAUUUUUAAACUGACUAUUGUAUUUUAUUUUAUUUUGGAUGGGUCUGAUUUAAUAACCAUGUAAAAUACACAUAUUUAACAAGAUGCCGUUUGUUCUUGUUAAAACCCAAAACUUUAUUUAUUUGUUGUCUUGAUUUCUCAGCUCACAUGCUGAAAUUUCCUUUUCAGCAAGCUGAUCUCUUCAUUUAUGAAGGUCCAUAUCUCUUCAUCUUCCCUUCAUGGUCCUCACAUUACAUUCCUGAUUUCUAAGUCUGGGAGUCUUUUAGAUGUUUUUGGACGCUGUUGCCUGUUUAUGUGAGAAACGUCUUUAGCCAACAGUGGCAGUCUUGUUAAAAAAUCCUGGUUCAAUCUUCCUGAAACAUGCCGAAAACGUGGAGUUUAUCUUUGUGAGGACUGUUUAUCUCGGUUAUGUUCAUUUAGAGCUGGACUCCACCAAAGUUUUAAAACACCUUUAGCAACACCUGUAAAUAUCCAAACUACCAUCUGAAUGUUUUUGAAAAUGUUUUUUUUUAUUAUUUCUUGUAACUGGAUGAUCACAAAACUCCUCAGUAGUUUUUCUUGGUCAUGAAAACCUCAGAAGCAAAUAAAGACUUGUAGAAAUUGUGAGUUUGCCCUGAAAAUAGUCUAAAUUUAAGCUUAUUAUGCGAUCAAGGUUUUGACAAAGUAGACUUAAGGUAAAUGAUUGUCUAUCCCACCUAGCAGCCACGGCAUGGGAGGAAACUUGUGUUUGAUCCAUCGGUUUGAUCUGAUCAUGAGAUCUACAGUUCCUCUGUGAGCUGAGUGAAAAACUUUAUAAUCAGGUCAUUGUAACACUUCAACACUUUGUAAUUUAGACAUUUACAUGAAGCGGGUGUCAUUUGGUGUAGCACAGCUUUUAUUGGCUUCACUGCAGCGCCGUUCCCUUUAAGCAGAAGACUUCAGCUGAUAUUGAAGGGUGUAGUUGAUCAUUUACAAGCUGGUCUCGUUUAUCUGGGAAAGUGAUGCUGUCAGGCAGCACUUCACUUCCUGCUAGGAAACAGUGUGCACCUUUCUGCUUCGGACUCAGCUGCUUUUAGAGGAACCAUCCAGCCUCAGUGCAGGUGAGUCACAUUUCCUCAUGUCGCCAACACAAUAAACACAUUUUUAUUUUACAUUUUACUUUCUGCAUGUAUUUUCGGAUGAUUUUCUAUGUACCGCAGUGAUAAAAGCACACACGUGAUGCUACAGAUGUUUGAAACCAUCAAAUCAAAAACAGUGUGCAGUGGUUUGGGGUUGUUGGUUUCAUCCAAGCGGACAAAAUUAGUUUUAAAGUAAAUUUGAAAACCAAAAUGAAUUUAGAUAAGUUGUCAACCUGCUGUGAUUAAAGCAUCAGUAUCUGUGACCCACAAACAGAAAAGAGCUAAGUUCAGCCAUCCUUAUCUCACAAGUCAUAAGUGAUGUGUCAAGCAGACAAACGUGUGUGUGUUUAAGGUGAGUUCAUCACUGAUGUCAUGUUGCAGACGGGACCAUCUCCACCCUGAAGAUCCACAGUGUUGGGAUCCUCUCGGCACAUUUAGAGCACUGGUGUUUACACUGGAGCAGAUAGAAACAACCAUGUAUACGAGCUGUCACAAGGAGCCGCUGCAGCCGUGCACGUCCACCAGCAGGCGAGACUGGCACUGCCCCGUCUGCCUGCAGACGGCCACGUUCCCCGUCCAGACCAACUGUGGACAUCUGUUCUGUGCCACCUGUCUGCUCACCUACUGGAAACACGGCUCAUGGUUAGAUGCGAUCAGCUGUCCUCUCUGCAGACAGAAGGUCAGCAAGCUGUGUAACCUGUUCAAGGAGAGUCGAUCUGACCAGCAGUCUAAGAAGGUUCUUGGAGAAAUCACCGACUACAAUAAACGCUAUUCUGGAGCUCCAUGGAGGGUGACCGACUACCUCUGUGACACCCCCCUCCUUCUGCAGCUUCUAGCCCGCGGUCUGGGCACCAUGGGUGGCCUGGUGUGGUUGUUUCUCUUCAGGGUGGCCCUGUGCUGUGUGGGGGCUGUGGUGUCCCUUUCCUCUCCACCUGCAGACACUUUGUCCCCCUCAUCCAGCUCCCUGGAAUCUGACCCUUCCGUCUGCGGGCUGCUGGGGGUCCUGGAUGAUCUGGUGGUGGUCAUCCUGCUCCUCAUGUGUGUCGUUAACAUCAACCAGCAGAUGGAACCAGAAAGAGGACAGCGCUCUCCCAACGGGCCCACCUUACAGGGAGUGAUGGGGAGCUCUCUGUAGGUAGUGCCAGCGUCACCAUAAGCUGUUAGAAACGGACUUCUAUUAGAUUUUUACUCAUCUGUAGUUAGUGUGUGGGAGAAUAUUGAGCUUAAGUUUGGAGGUCAGACAUUGGACUCCACAAGUGUUUACAGAGCUUAUGUAAGGGUGAUAUCUAAACUUCAAGGUAUGCAGCACGGCGGUCCAGCUGUAGUUACAAACACUCAGGUUCCUGAGCUGUGGCCUUUUUAAAGCUCUCCUUACAUUUUCAGUGAUUUUCAGACUCAUGUCGUGUCUCAUUGAGAUUCCUGUAAAUAUGUAAUAUUGUUUUCACGGCUAAAAUAAAGAAUAUUUAUUGUCUGAUA